Molecule: messenger RNA, 1608 nt
Organism: Vicia villosa (hairy vetch)
Lineage: Eukaryota; Viridiplantae; Streptophyta; Magnoliopsida; Fabales; Fabaceae
Product: AT-hook motif nuclear-localized protein 22
Exons: 1
Coding region: 430-1362 (310 amino acids)
Biological process (GO): vegetative to reproductive phase transition of meristem
Cellular component (GO): nucleus
Molecular function (GO): DNA-binding transcription factor activity; minor groove of adenine-thymine-rich DNA binding
Source: RefSeq, a predicted model, not a curated record
ACAAACAAAAGCUUCCUAAGUUGUUUUUCUCUUACUUUCUUCUUCCCUUUCCCAACUUUUUCUUCUUACAACUCUUUAUUACCUUAUUUCCUCCAAACCUUGAACUACCUUCUCUUUACUUUACUUCCAUAAAAUAAAGUAGAUAGUUUUGUUGUGUCAAUCAACAUGGUGCUUGAAAAUCUUUGGUGUGUUUUCUCAAGUUUUUUGUUGAAGGUAAGUGCUAAGUUGUAGAGAGUAGAGACCAUGCUUUCAACACCUAGCUAGCUUUUCAUCUCAAAAACCAAAACCUAGAUCCUUACCUAUCUCUCUCUUUUCUAGCUCUUCUUGAUUUCUCUUUUUCAAUUUUCAAACAAUCUAGGGUUGUGACUUUGUGAAGAUAUUAUUGAUCUUGAAUCUUGAAAGAUAUUAUCUAGAGAAGAAGAAAACAUCAUGGAUCAAGUAAGUGCACAAGGUCGUCCUCUUCCACCUCCUUUUCUCACUAGAGACCUUCAUCUUCAUCCUCACCAUCAAUUUCACACCAACCACCAAACCAAUGAUGAGGAACAACAAAGUGGUAAUGGCAACAUGAGCCGAGGUCAAAAGCGAGAACGAAACAACAACAACAACGAUGACAUCAACAACACUCCUACCGGCGGAGAUGGAAAGGAUGAUGGCGGAAGUGGAAGCGGCGGUGGAGGUAGUGGCGGUGAGAUGGGGAGAAGACCAAGAGGAAGACCAGCAGGUUCGAAAAACAAACCAAAACCGCCGAUUAUCAUCACAAGGGAUAGCGCCAACGCGCUGAGAUCCCAUGUGAUGGAAGUUGCAAACGGAUGUGAUAUCAUGGAAAGUGUGACGGUCUUUGCGCGGAGGAGGCAGCGUGGUGUCUGCAUCCUCAGCGGAAGUGGGACCGUCACAAACGUGACUCUCCGUCAACCAGCAUCGCCUGGCGCGGUAGUCACACUUCACGGAAGAUUCGAGAUAUUAUCUCUAUCAGGCUCGUUUCUCCCGCCGCCUGCUCCACCAGCAGCGUCAGGACUAGCCAUAUAUCUUGCUGGUGGACAAGGACAGGUUGUCGGCGGAAGCGUGGUGGGACCGUUGUUGGCUUCCGGUCCCGUUGUUAUCAUGGCCGCUUCCUUUGGAAAUGCAGCAUAUGAAAGAUUGCCUUUAGAAGAUGAAGAAACACCAGUGAAUGUUCAAGGUAGUGGAGGAUUAGGAUCACCCGGAACUCUGAGUACUCAACAGCAGCAACAACAACAGCAACAACUUGUUCAAGAUCCUAACAGCACUUCACCACUUUUCCAUGGUGUUCCUCAAAAUCUUCUCAAUUCAUGCCAAUUACCAGCUGAAGGCUAUUGGGGUGGAAGUGUUCGUCCUCCAUUUUAACCAACAAAAAAAAAAGCUAUUCCCUUAAUCACUUCUCAAUCUCAUUAUGCUUUUCGUUUUAUCUUAAUUUGUUUUCUUUUUUUUUUUUUGUUCACCCUUUUAUUUUCUUUUUAUCACUUGUUCAUUCUCCUUCUCAUAACUUAGUUUAAAUUCAAGACUUUUUCUUUGAUCAUGUUAUUGACUCUCUCUCUCUCUCUCUACUUGGUGGUGUUGAAUUAAAGAAGGAUGUAUAAAUUCAUGAAUUAA